AUGGUGCGCGUGCAGGGGCUCGGCUGGCUGCUCCUGAGCGCGCUGCUCUACCCCGUGGCGCCCUGGGGCGCGCGGCCGGCCGGCAGACCCAGGCAGUGCGACCCCCCGAAGGCGCAAAGCGACAUGAAUUCUUUCCUGUGGAAAGUGAAGCGCGCACCGCCACAUCCUCCUUCCUACCUGUAUGGCACCAUCCAUGUGCCCUACACCCGAGUAUGGGAUUUCAUCCCCAAUGUCUCCAAGCGGGCAUUCCACAGCAGCCACAAUGUUUUCUUCGAGUUGGACUUGACCGACCCGCUCACCGUCUCCAAGCUGACCAGCUGCCAGCUGCUUCCCCACGGGGAGAACUUGCAAACCCUACUACCUCGAGACUUGUACCGCCGCCUCAAACGCCACUUGGACUACGUCAAGCACAUGAUGCCAUACUGGAUGACGGCCGACCAGCGCGGCCGUGGCCUCUACGCAGACUACUUGUUCAACGCCAUUGCGGGAAACUGGGAGCGGAAGAGGCCGGUGUGGGUGAUGCUGAUGGUCAACUCUCUGACCGAGUGGGACGUGCGGUCCAGAGGGACGCCGGUAUUGGACUUGUUUUUGGCUCAGGAGGCCGAGAGGAUGGGGAAAACCACUGGGGCGGUGGAGCGGGUGGAGGAGCAGUGUCACCCCCUCAAUGGCCUAAACUUCUCUCAGGUGCUGUUCGCCUUAAACCAAACCCUGCUGCAGCAUGAGGGUGUCCGAGCGGGCAGUCUGCAGGGCUCUUACACCACUGAGGACCUCAUCACACAUUACAAUUGUGGGGACCUAAGCUCCAUCAUCUUUAACCAUGACAACUCACAGUUGCCCCACUUCAUCAACAGCUCUCUGCCAGCUCACGAGCGCAACACGGCCCUGCAGAUCGACAGCUACUUCCGCCAGGAACUCAUCUACAAGCGGAACGAGCGCAUGGCCCGCCGCGUAUCGGCUCUUCUGCAGAGAAAUCCUAACCAGACCUACUUUUUCGCCUUUGGUGCAGGUCACUUCCUGGGAAACCGCAGCGUGCUGGAAAUCCUCCGACAAGACGGCUAUGUGAUCGAUCACGUGACACCUGAUGACCAGCAGCUUGUGACACGUAAACCGGAUAUUGACCCAACCAUCAGCACAAGUGUGGCUCCUUAUGCCAGUUGGGCAACCACUUUGAGCGAGAUGGAGCUGGAGGAGCCGAGUAGCGUGCCUGACACCAGCGAGGAGGAGCUGCCUCACAUCCUGCAGCCAGACAGCCUGAGCCAGCUGGAAGAGUUCGGACGGCAAAAGCGCCCACGAAAGGCUCAUCGCGGCCAUGGACGGCCCCGGCUCUUCAGUGACCUCUGGGUUCGCUUCGAAGAUGGCACUGCUCCUCCGCCUAAUGUAAGAAUCAUUAAUGGUUACGUGACAGUGGAGCCACCGCUCAUCCACCCAGAAGACGACAGCACGGAUGAAUACCCAAGUCCAGUCUCCUUAACGCCGCCAAGCCAGACGUCAGCACAGCCUCCUUCGUCAGCCUGCAGCGUGUCCGUGCUAACGUGCGCUUUAGCCUGGCUGCUGAUGUACACGGUGCUGAACUCCUGA
This is a messenger RNA of Nerophis lumbriciformis (worm pipefish), 1578 nucleotides long. NCBI's taxonomy places the organism in Eukaryota, Metazoa, Chordata, Actinopteri, Syngnathiformes, Syngnathidae. The record is from RefSeq and is a predicted model, not a curated record.